Molecule: messenger RNA, 369 nt
Organism: Cylicocyclus nassatus
Lineage: Eukaryota; Metazoa; Nematoda; Chromadorea; Rhabditida; Strongylidae
Source: the annotation of a GenBank genome assembly
UUAGGAAGUGGUACAUAUGUCAACUCUCAUACUAACCCUUUCUGUUGCGAUCCUCAUCACUUCAAUUAUGACUGACGACGACUGUUAUAAAUAUAGUAAAUCAGAGUUCACCACGAUUGUCGAGUGCAAGCAUGGAUGCGAAUAUAGUUUCAUCAGCAAAGGAAAAGUUUUCAAGCGAAUAUCCGGUGGAUGCUCAGCAGUCAAAGAAACCGGCUGUCGAAAGGGAGAGAAUGAAGCAACGGUUUGCACUUGCAAAGGGGAUCUAUGUAAUUUGAGUGGAUAUAUAAUGGAGAACUCCGAAUCAAAUGAAAGUUGAUUGGAUAUCCUGUUGAAGAAUCUAUCAAAACGCUAUUUCUAUAUGACGUUGCG